Pipistrellus nathusii (Nathusius's pipistrelle) is the source of this 237-nucleotide messenger RNA. The record is from the annotation of a GenBank genome assembly. Lineage: Eukaryota; Metazoa; Chordata; Mammalia; Chiroptera; Vespertilionidae.
AUGGUGCGCAUGAGUGUCCUGGCUGACGCUCUGCAGAGCAUCAACAACGCCGAAAAGCGAGGCCACCGCCAGGGUCUCAUCAGGCCGCGCCCCAAAGCCGCCGGCCGGUGUCCGACUGCGAUGGUGAAGCACAGUUACGUUGGCGAAUUUGAAACGAUGGAUGGCCACAGAGCUGGGGAAAUAGUUGUGAACCUCACAGACAGGUUGAAGGAGUGGCGCAAUCUGCCCCAGGUGUGA